Seminavis robusta is the source of this 768-nucleotide messenger RNA. The record is from the annotation of a GenBank genome assembly. Lineage: Eukaryota; Bacillariophyta; Bacillariophyceae; Naviculales; Naviculaceae.
AUGGGAAAAGGAGGAUGCAACUACAAGACGGAUGUUACAACGACUGCCACUCCAGUUGUCAGCAUUCCAAGUAAGAGUGUUACUGGCAAGGAUGCUGUUCCCUUGGUUUCGAAAGAGGCGCCGUGGUGGCGCCGUGGAGGCAUGCACGUGAAUGAAAUUGGCAUGGGCAUUCUCGUGGUGGCUCCGAUCUUUACCUUUUACACAACGGAACAAAAUGCGGACCUUCAGUAUUGGUUUUGGGUGGCCCUUUUUCAUGGCGUCUCCACUUGUUUUAGUGGGAAUCGCCAUGGCAUGGCAUUUCUCAAGAUUGCUGUCUGCAUGUCGGCGUGUUUGCAUCGCUACGCGGCGCACGCCGCCUUUAAAUGUUCCGUGGCAACACGAGCGGCCAUCAUGGUCUUGGGUUGCGCGGCCAAUCAGGGAGGUCCCAUUUGGUGGGCCAGUCAGCAUCGCUGCCACCACAAACACUGCGAUUUGCCGCGCGAUCCGCAUUCGGCCACCAUGGCUGGGACCGAAGCGGCCUUUUCCUUUUUCCAGGUUUUCCGGACCGUGGACGAAGAGUUUGCGCCCAAGCAUUGCGAUACAUUUGCGCUGCGUGUGCUCGAUACAUGGUCCUUUGUUGUGCCAAUGGUGGAAAUGACAACAGCCUUUUUAGUUUUUGGACGUCAAGGGCUCUUUUGCUCCGGUGGAUUACGAAGAAAUCGGAAAGUCGCCAGUUUGGUACCCCAUGUGGAUGUUGUUGGAUGCUCUCUAUCCCUUGUACGCGCCUAG